Molecule: messenger RNA, 1293 nt
Organism: Mesorhabditis spiculigera
Lineage: Eukaryota; Metazoa; Nematoda; Chromadorea; Rhabditida; Rhabditidae
Source: the annotation of a GenBank genome assembly
AUGUUAAGAUUACCUGAGCAAUUAAUUGCCGAUGUACUUGAUCGGCUGGAGCCAGACGACCUCGCCACCCUCCAGCGGACCACCAAGGGAUUCAGGCAUAUAAUUCUACGACGUGGAUUGUUCCCGGGCCGUGUCCGAGCCCUCUAUAUUCAUGGAACAGCGGCAAAAGUUAAGCAGAAAAAGGUGUCGCUGAGCUCGUUCGAAUUCGGAGUGGAGAGUCGGGACGGAACGGUGAUACUCGCCAACAACCGCCACAACGCCAUUUUCCAUCUGAGAGGGGCGAAGGGGUCACCCGAUGCAGGCGAGUCGGACGAUCAUGGCUAUCACCGCUACAAAGGGCCACACGCACAAAAUCGCCGAUUCCGGGUGUGUCUGAUGCGACAGCAAGGGUUCUCGCGGCAACUACUACGCCUACUGGGCCGUAUUCGUGCCGUCCAGGAAUUAACGCUACAGAUCAAGAAAUAUCACCCUGUAAUGCGCCGAGACCCGCUGAUACUCAGCUUGCCUUUUCCCCAGGAAAAGAAAAUGAAGAAUGAAGAGCUUGUCACUCGCAAGUCGGAUGGACGAGCAAUGCUAACGGAUGGGAGACAGCUCGGGCGCGUGAUUUCUCGAAUCACCCAUAUCGGCUGGUGCCGAUACUCGAUGUGCUUCAAGUAUCUAUUCCGGAACGUGCCACGCUUCCUGGGCGGGCGCCCGGAUUGUUUUGAUCUCGAUGAGGAAUUUAGCAUACCACUGCAGCAUGAUUUCCAAAGAUCUCGUCGACCGCGUGAAGUAAAAGGGUACCGGAGGCAGUGUGAAGGAUGGCCUGGGAAAGCAUUGAUAUGGAGAAUUGAAACUCGUUUCUACGAAUGGCUGUCGGAAUUUAUUCAACGUCCGAAGGAAUCCCGCCGACCAGGUUUUUUGUACAUUUUCGUUGGGAAAGGUUCGCCACACCGGGAUGGCCACGAUCUAUUCUCCAAAAGGAUACAGGCUGGAGUUGCGGCCCAUCUGCCGGCUUUCGUGCAAAUAGACUGGCCUCAAGAAAGCGAAGCAGUGGCGAAGAUUCGAAAAGCAUUCGACAGAUAUGUGGCACUGAGGGAGCAGCCGUACAGGGAGCCUCCCGAGCUACACAAUCUAUGGCGGGGAAAAUAUGAACUGGGUCCGCUCUGCGUGUGUCGUUUCUACCGCGAAGUUGGACGCAGCUCUGGUUUGACGCUGAUGCUGACUGGCCAUAUUCAACAAAUUUGCAAAAGCGGAGCAGUCGGUUACAAUAUUGUUUUUUCACUGAUGGAGGAUGCGGAUGAAAAACAAACG